This is a messenger RNA of Myripristis murdjan (pinecone soldierfish), 2641 nucleotides long. RefSeq names its product serine/threonine-protein kinase NIM1. The record is from RefSeq and is a predicted model, not a curated record. The transcript has 4 exons. Gene Ontology annotation, molecular function: ATP binding; tau-protein kinase activity. The coding region runs from base 132 to 1478 and encodes 448 amino acids. Gene Ontology annotation, cellular component: cytoplasm. NCBI's taxonomy places the organism in Eukaryota, Metazoa, Chordata, Actinopteri, Holocentriformes, Holocentridae. Gene Ontology annotation, biological process: intracellular signal transduction; microtubule cytoskeleton organization; protein phosphorylation.
AGACAACCUAAUGAGUAUUAAUAGAUCAUGCUAAUAGGAUUGGCAGAGGCGGCGUGAGGUGUGCCUUUGUCCUCAGCGGCUUCAUUCACGUGUGCAGUCGCAGUCAGCUAUCAGGAGCCCGACGGACAGACAUGAAGGACCCGCAGUUCCCAGCCGGCAAAUCAAGAGUAUGGCCGAAGCAGAAGGACAACAAAAAAUCCAAGGCUAAGUGUUCUCCGGUGAACAAGGCAACCAAACCGGUGUCUCCCGCUUUGGCCCGAGCCAUCCCGGAGCUGACCGAGGAGGAGAGAAUGAAGCAGACGCCGUUUGAGAGGGUCGUCUAUGACAUGACCCACAAUUCGAGGGUUGUCAAUGACCUGAUGCUGGGGCGGAGGAUUGGCUUCUAUGAACUGAGGGGGGAAAUCGGAGAGGGCAACUUCUCUCACGUCAGGCUAGGCAUCCACGCCUUGACUAAAGAGAGAGUCGCUAUCAAGAUCAUGGACAAGCAGCGUUUGGAUAAGAAGAACCACUCCAUGUUUUCCUCAGAGAUCAGCUGCAUGGAGAAGCUGCACCACCCCAACGUGGUGCGACUGUACGAGGUGAUGGAGACCAGUAAGAAAAUGUACCUGGUGAUGGAGUACGGCAGCGGUGGAGACCUGUUCUCCCGUAUCACCACCAGGGGGAGACUUACUGACUUGGAAUCCAAGCUUGUCUUCGCUCAGAUUGUCUCUGCUGUUAAACACAUGCAUGACAAUAAAAUCAUCCACCGAGACCUGAAGGCAGAAAAUAUCUUCUACACUACCAGCUACUGCAUCAAGGUGGGUGACUUUGGCUUCAGCACAGAGUCCUGCCCCACUGAGGUCCUCACCAGUUUCUGUGGCUCGCCACCGUACGCUGCUCCUGAACUCUUUAGGGAAAAAGGCUACAAUGGGUACCAUACAGACAUCUGGGCAUUGGGCAUUCUUCUGUACUUCAUGGUGACAGCCACCAUGCCUUUUCACGGGGAGAACCUGGGAAAGCUGAAGCGCUGCAUCCUCCAAGGAUCCUAUAGCAUCCCUGUAUAUGUGGCAGAUCAGUGUCAGCUGGUCAUUAAAGGCAUGCUGCGCCCCUUGCCUGUUGAUCGCUCCUCCCUCACCCAGAUUACAGGCAGUAGCUGGCUGAAGGGGAUUGAGUACCCUCAUCCUCAUGCCAUGUUGUCCCUGUCUCCUGCCCACUUUGCCCAGGCCUCCCAGGCUCUCUGCGUGGAGGAGGAGGAAGUUAAGGGUUUACUGUCGGAUCUGGGCAUCUUGCCGGCCCAUUUGCUGAAUAAUCCUUGCGCAGACUCUAGGAGCCCGCUUACAGGGACAUACCGGAUCCUGCUGCACCGGGUCCAGAAGAGGAGAUCAGUGGAGGCGGUAGGUUACUCAUCGCUUUACCCCGAGGAGUAUAAGAACACAAGGAACUGGUCUGCAGCAGCUGUGGAUAAACACAAUCCCUCUGCUGUGUGCGUUAUACUGUAAUGUGUAUGUGAGUAUGUGUGUGGAGUGGCAGAGGUGGGACCUUUGAACACAGGAUGGACUUGCACUGGUAGCAGCCUGUAGGUAAUCGCAUCUUUGCAAAAGUGCACAUGCGCUCACACUCGUUCACAGACUAGCCCACACUCUCACUCGCUCAGGUGAUGAGGUGUUACAUGUUGAAAUGAUGCGCUGUGCCACAGAGACACGAGAGGAAAGUUUAGGUUAGCGUUAGAGGCAUUUCCUCACUGUCUCUGUAAGUCUGUCACAGCUUACAGGCUAGGGCACCUCUCAACUCUCCGUGCUGAUGAUCUCAUCUGUACCCAGUACAUCCAGCUGAUUGACGCACAAGAUUAAUUAAUCACUAUAUGGCUAUCAGCAUCUUCCAAUCCUCCUUAGUCAUAAAAUAAAUCUGCUGCAGUCAUUCAAGGCCAUGGUUAAUCCUCAUGAGGGAGGCACAGAGAGUGCUUGGGCCAUAUAGAAACUAAGCAGGAAAAAUAUUUCCUGGGAUUUAAGGAAUUAUAUUUAGAACACAUUGACUGAAAUUGAUUUGUUGAUUAUUUAACUGAGUUGAAUGAUCAUUAAAUUGCUUGACCAAGUGCUGUCUGAAUUAAAAUCAACUUUAUUAGCUGCAGUACGUUCCAUAGAUAAAAAAUAAUAAAUGCAAAUGUUGCACAGACAAACCACAAUAUACUCAACAUGCAAUACUGUAUGUUUAAAUGCAGCCUGUUAGCAGUUAGAGCAGCACUGCACACAUGUAGAACCAAUUCAGCUGUCACUGAAAUCCACUGUUGUGUUUUAAACACAAAAAUUGAUGCACCUAAAAUGCCUUCAUUUAAUAUUGGUGUUAAUGGAAAUCAAAACUGUUUGUGUAUGAUAUGUGCAUUUUCUGAUUGUUAUUUUCCAAUUGUCACAAAAAUGUCUUAUCUGAAGCAUGGAAAUUUUUGAGUGUUGUGCAAUUUGCAUUUUUUUUUUAAAUUUCAAAUUGAAUUUUUCAGUAUCUAUAUUAAGUACUGUGCUUGUGUUUGCUUACAUUUUAAGGCAAGACUUGAGCAAUUAAGCAUUUCAUAAAUGCUUUGUGCAUACUGGCCUGAACGUCAUGCCACUCUGUAUACAGAUAAUUAUUGUAAUAAAUUAUAAUAAUGACAAAAUAAAAUGUUUUCAGAAUA